AAAUAAAUAAAUCGAGGGGGCCGGUCUAUAAACUUCAAUCAUUAAUCAUAGCACACAAAAUUCUAAACUUGUGAAAUUGAAAUCAGUGGGCUAAAGUCUCUUCCUUUCUCCUCCUUCUUCUUCAAUCAGAUUCUUUCCUAUAACCUCUCCUCGCCAUCUUUGUUUCUUUAUUUCUUUCCUCUCAGUUUCUUGUUAAGUUUUUUUUUUUGUUUUGUCAAUUUCUUGAUUAUGAUACUAAGCAAGAGACCUCAUCUAAUGAUCCGUAAACUGUCUGAGAUGUUGGUUCCAAGAAGCAGAUCUGCUAUCCAACCUGAAGAUUACACGGCCAGUCCCAGAAGUCCGUUGGAUUUGAAAUUCCCAUCGCCGGUUAGCUCGAAGCGGUUUGGUUCCGGUGGUGUCGGUUUGGGUAUCGUAGCUGCGUUAGAGGAAACCAGCAUCGGGAUCAACCGGAACGAUCCGGUUCGUUACUCAGGGAGAUUCCGAUGCCCGGAGAUUGAUCUGUCCGAUGAGGAAUACACUUACGUUACCAGCCCAAACGGGCCGACCAAAGUGUAUUACAACGACGAGGACGGGUUUGAAUUGUUUGAAAACGAUUAUCCCAUAGUGGUGCAGAAGCCGAUGGUUAUCGCAGAUGAACCACCGGUUAUUAAAAGACAGAGUUUUAGGGCUUCGUCGACAGAGUUUCUGAGUUCUUGUUGCUUGUGUAAGAAGAAACUUCAAGGCAAAGACAUUUACAUGUACAAAGGAGAGAUGGGGUUUUGUAGUGCUGAAUGCAGAUCAGUGCAAAUAAUGAAUGACGAACGACAAGAGCAAUGUAAAACGCAAGUUUCAAGAAAUGUGGAGGUUUCGAGCUCUCCAUACACCGCCGGGCAGACCGGAAUAUUCGUAUUUUAGGAAACACGAUCGUUCUAAGAGAAGUAUAUGAUGAUUAAAUAAACAAAUUAAAAAAAAAAGUGAUCAUCAUUUCGUUUACCUUAAAAAAAAGUUAGAGAAAAAGAACAAAAAAAAGUGAAAUUUUUGGUUAGGUUAAGAGCACAUUGUAUAGAAGUUUGCUUUUGAUUAAUUUUAUAAUACCGAUUAAUGUUUAUAUGCUUUUGUCCUCGGGAUCAAAUACAUCAAUAAAAAUUCCCAGAAAUAAUUUUGUAAAACAAGUAAUCUAUGUAUGUAUAUAUAUGCCAGCUUUCUCAA
Molecule: messenger RNA, 1188 nt
Organism: Camelina sativa (false flax)
Lineage: Eukaryota; Viridiplantae; Streptophyta; Magnoliopsida; Brassicales; Brassicaceae
Product: FCS-Like Zinc finger 13
Source: RefSeq, a predicted model, not a curated record